CAGGACCUCUUUGUUUUUGAAACAGAAACACUAAGAUCUCUCUCGUUCUGCCCCCGGGGAAACUGUAGUGAUUCACCCUUUCCUGUGAAAAGCAGGAACUGAAACGUCUGUUAGGCCCUCUGCAUUCAUUUACGCUCCGGUCACAUCCCUCUUCUGUGUCUGACAGUUCUGUUUUCAUCUAUAUAUUUUUUUUUUCGGUUUGUGUCACAAACACAGGUUUCGGGGAGGGUAACACAGCAGCAGGUCUCCACAUUCCUCACCCUGCCUCAGAGAUGGGCAAGGAUGACUGUCCUGCUGGCCAAAAGUGGGACCCCCUUGUUGGUUGUAUACCCAGCGAGACAUACACCAGACCUGAACCUGAACCACCAACAGAGCUGAGAUCCACGGCUCCUCCUGCCAGGGCCGAUGCUGUGAUGCUGCUGAGUCCGGCUCUGUGGAUCUUUGUGGUGCUGGCCACACUGGGGUCCAUCUUGGCUCUGGCUCUCUGGUUUAUCAUAUACAAACGACAGACCAGGCACAUCAGCACCUCAGAGGACGCAGAACCGCAACAGGAGCCUCUUCAGAAAACAGAGCCACCUGCCAAAAUCCACCCACCGCCUCCAGAAAGAAACGGUCAGGCAGAGAUGUUGCAGAGAGCAGCAUGGGCCCCUCCACCCUGUCCUCACCUGCACCUGGGGGCCCAAACAGGCUCAAAUUGGGAGGAGGACUUCACCGCUUGCAGGGACCCCGCAAAGUAUGCUGGGACAGAGGGGGGCAGAGGGCUGCCCACAUGCAGCACAAUGAGGGAACACAGGUUCCCACUUCCUGCCACAGAGCUGGGUGGCACUGCGUUGGUUACUACUAAAACUGUGUAGGCCUGCGUGUGUGUUCUUAUAACCUUUCUUCAGUGCAUGUACUCCGCACACUGUGCUCAGUGUGGUGAGUUUUCCCCCAUUGUUAAAUCCAACUUUUGGAUAUCUUUUAUUUCUACCAUGUUCUUAUGGUUUUUAAAUAAUUUUCUACAGCUGUUGUUUUAAUUCACUGCACCGCUUGAAGAAAUACAAGUGUUAUGGUGUAGAUUGGUGUCCAAUCAUACCAUGUAAGACUGUUUAUAGUUUUGUGUACUUUACUGCAGAGUGUUGUUAAAAGACCAAAUAAAAAAACUGCUCUGAAUCUUAUGCCAC
Molecule: messenger RNA, 1163 nt
Organism: Sebastes umbrosus (honeycomb rockfish)
Lineage: Eukaryota; Metazoa; Chordata; Actinopteri; Perciformes; Sebastidae
Exons: 3
Coding region: 273-854 (193 amino acids)
Biological process (GO): positive regulation of T cell proliferation; T cell costimulation; tumor necrosis factor-mediated signaling pathway
Cellular component (GO): external side of plasma membrane
Molecular function (GO): signaling receptor activity
Source: RefSeq, a predicted model, not a curated record